AGGGGUAAUUUCCGGCCGCCUCCCCAGGAAGAAAACAGUUAGAAUACCCGCCCCCCCGCCCACAAUAGUCAUGUACACUGGGUCAGCUCUUGGCCUCUUGAGCGCUGCAGAUAUUUGUCUCCGGUAAGUUCCAGAAUCGUGGUAAAAAUCCUAGGCUAACUAAUGUAUCUAGAGCCGGCCAGAAUCUUUGCCAACGAUACAGGGACAUCCGGGGCACGCAUAGGUGUUUGGACGACCUAGGCAUUCGGGUGGAGAAUGUUUGGAUGGAUAUUGCAUCCCAAAUAGGGACGGUUGCGAGUUCGUUUGAGGGAAUUCCUGACAAUCUCAGGGGGAGCAUGACGAGUGAUCUUUGCCGGCUGAAGUUCUGCCUGCACACUGCCUACAGAAAUCUCGAAAAGGUGACGGACCAAAAAGGGUGUACCCCGAUAAAGGCGAUGAAGUUCGCUCUCUUUCUGAAGCGCUCAUUGAAGAAAGAUGUCUCGGUAUUGGAGAAGUGGCGGGAUAGGUUUGCUACAACCUUUUCACUUUAUCUCAAUCCCAGUCGGGUCCUUCCGAUAUUGGCCAAUGAAACUCCAUAGCGCAUUGGCAGUGCUACGACAGGUGGACCCUUCAGAAACUAUGUGGGGAGCAUGGGAAGGACCUUAGCUGUGGGUUUGUUCAGAAAUUUAUUGGAUGAUAGAAUUAAUGCCCACCCGCCUCUCGGGUUCGGAGAUGGGACCAGAGGAUGGGAUCAUGUUGCUUUUUCUUCUAAUGAUUUUGAUCAUCCUAUUUAUUUCUUUUGUUCGUUUUUAAUCUGAUGCCUAUGGGAAUCUCUUUGUUUCUUUUGUUUGUGUUCCAACAAUAUUUAUCGGCUGUCUCUUUUACACUGGUGUAUAGGGAAUAUCUGCAGAAAAUAUGAUCUACUUAAGAAGAUGGCGAGCUGUGGGAAAAACUUGCUUUGGC
Molecule: messenger RNA, 942 nt
Organism: Tuber aestivum (summer truffle)
Lineage: Eukaryota; Fungi; Ascomycota; Pezizomycetes; Pezizales; Tuberaceae
Source: the annotation of a GenBank genome assembly